This is a messenger RNA of Bombus pyrosoma, 2097 nucleotides long. RefSeq lists its product as uncharacterized. Gene Ontology annotation, molecular function: olfactory receptor activity; odorant binding. The transcript is spliced from 9 exons. Lineage: Eukaryota; Metazoa; Arthropoda; Insecta; Hymenoptera; Apidae. Gene Ontology annotation, biological process: detection of chemical stimulus involved in sensory perception of smell; sensory perception of smell. Bases 1 to 1230 code for a protein of 409 amino acids. Gene Ontology annotation, cellular component: plasma membrane. The record is from RefSeq and is a predicted model, not a curated record.
AUGGACGUGUUCUACAGGCAGUACAACACUUAUCGUAUACUACUGAGUGCCUUAGGACUCUGGCCAUAUCACAAAUCGAUUUACUCAACGAUUCACAGAAUAUCGAUCUCUGUUAUUAUGCUCGCUUAUAUAGUUUUCCAGGUGUUAUGGCUUUUUAAAUCUGGUAUUACAUUUCGAGGUUGCAUCGUAACGUUAUCUGCAACCUGUCCAGUUAUGGCUUUUUUCAUGCGAUAUGUCUCUUCCGUAGCAAUAUUCCCAGUGACUAUAUAUCUUUUUGACAACCUACGCACGAUGGACACCACGCUGAAAGAUCAAGUGGAAGUUCAGAUACUGAUGAAAUACAUCGAUUAUUCCACUUCCGUAAUCUCCAUUUUCCUAUACUUAUGUUGCUCGUGGGCGUUAUUCGCAUCGUCGUAUGUUUUCGCUCCGAUAACGUUGGAUCUGCUAUCGCCUUUGGACGAACCUCGAAAACGUUAUUUUUCCCUCUUAACAACGUUUUCUCAUGACCGGAUAGAGUAUGUCGAUAUCGUAUACGUGAAUAUCCUGGUUGUUUGUACAAUUGGAUUGUUGUGUAUAGCGGGUACGGAACUCAUGUUGACUGUGUUUUCCCACUGGAUGUGCGGAAUGUUCGAGAUAACUAGCUACCGGUUGCGAAAAACAAUUGCGAGUCUAUCUUCGUCGAGACAGAUCGACACGAAUUUCAGGGACUUCCGGCACGUCGUGGACUGUCAUAGGAGUACACUACAGUUGGUACAUUCGACUAUAAUGAGUAUUCGAUGGCACAUAUCUAAGCUGAUCCUACUUUAUUUGUUCAUCGAUUGCGCAUUAUCGAAUUACAUGCUACAUUAUCUUCCGCUAUGUUCCGUGAUUGUAGUUUCUUUCUCUGUGUCUUUGCAUCGACUUUCAGAUGCUAUAACAAGUGCGAAUGAUGAAUCAGAAAUCUUCAUCUCAAGUAUAUUCGUUAUCAGUCAUAUGGUGAUUUUGUACAUAAGUCACUAUUCUGGACAAAUUAUGAUAGAUCGUAGUCUGGACGUGUUCAAGGAAUCGUACAAUUCUACAUGGUAUUGCAUGCCUGUAGAAGCACAGAAGUUGUUACUCUUUAUCAUAUGCAGGAGUUCAUCGGAGAGUGUGAUAGACAUUUUCGGAUUUUUCGCUGCUUCUCAUGUCGGUUUUUUGAAGAUGUUGAGUACGUCUUUCUCGUACUUUACCGUGAUAUGCUCAAGUCAAUAGAAUGUUUAAAGCAUCAUGGACUUAUGGUGUUGACAGCAGCGAAAUUGUUACUUGAAGUCAGAUUUCUGAUAGUCAACGUGUUUAUUCCACAUUUUAGUGAAUAACGCUGAUGCUUCUUCAAUGUGCUUUUUAAAAUACAUACACUAAGAGUUACUACUUUACCAUAGAGUUAACUGUAAUAGCUAGUAUGAUGUUGUUGCGCAUUAAUGUAGUAUAAUAUAUAGUCACUCUCUUCUUUCUUUCAAUUUUAUACUGAACGAUAUACUAUAUUUUUAAAUUAGAAACUUAAUAUCAUCUCUUCCAUGAUUUUUUUAUAUAUCUGCAUAGUAAACAUUUGGUGGUCGUUGGUCAACUACGCUAUACAAAGCUUAGCACUCACCAUUGAUUACUUCUGCAACCGAAUACAAAUUUCAAUAACUUCGUUUGUAUGCAAUCGAGCAAAUACAAUCUACAGCAACAAACAGUACUAUAAUGACAGGUGGCACAUCUUUGAUUGCGAAGUUUGAGGUAGGUAGCUCAUAAACUUCUAUUACGAAUACUAUAAUCUUCUACGAAUCUUUUCUUGCGUGUCGUGCGAAACAUUUUGAAAUUUAAUUAGCAGCAUAAUGGAACUUAAUUAUCAUGAUUACAUUGAUAAGGUUUUACAUAAAUCCGAGGAUAUACAUAGAAUCUACAAGAUUUGCUUUCUUUACAGUUUACUUUAUGUACAAUUUACAAUAUUAAUAAGCCCUGGUAUUCAGUGAAACUGAUAUGUUUGAAGGUGGCCAUUCGUUCUUUCCUUUCUCUUCAUUAUCCCAGUUCCCUAAUAAAUAUAUGUUCGCAGUAAAUACUUUGUGACAUCUCUAUACAUUCGCAGACUGGUUUCAA